Messenger RNA from Talaromyces rugulosus, 453 nucleotides. RefSeq lists its product as uncharacterized. The record is from RefSeq and is a predicted model, not a curated record. NCBI's taxonomy places the organism in Eukaryota, Fungi, Ascomycota, Eurotiomycetes, Eurotiales, Trichocomaceae. Bases 1 to 453 code for a protein of 150 amino acids. The transcript is spliced from 2 exons.
AUGCAGAAAAACAAAGGGAAAUACAAUGAGUUUAAAAUGGCAGGCGAGCUUCACGAGGCACAGCUCAAGCUACAUCAGGUCCAAGAGGAGGUAUAUGCCUGGGAGGCUUUCAUGAAGGCACCCGACAGCAAGACUUUGGAAGAACCAUCAGUCGAUACGGAGCUGCAGUUUAGGAUCCAGCAAAAAUACAAGGAGAUGAAGCCUCCGCUGAGCACUCUAAAAGAACCGGAGGCGACGCCUGAAGAGAAAGAUACCUGUGCUGCCAAGGUCAAAGACCUAUGCGACGAAAUGUGCUCCAUCGUUUUUCAAUCCCCGCCAGAGCCCAAAGUCUUUGAGCCAGACCCCAAUUUCAAGCCCACCGGACUCCGCCAGAAUGCCGCCGCUCCCACUGACGAUGACUACAAGCGCCAUGAAGAGAUAGCUAGUACUGAAAUCGCCGAACUCGAUAUCUGA